GCUCUCACUUCUCCUUUCAGGGCUUAUCCAGCUCGUAGAGCUCUAUUCAUAUCUGCACAUUCUCCAUGCACAAGGCGGAGUUUACCCAUCAAGUGUACUGCCACUGAAGUGCCAGCUGUAUUUUGUUCUUGGCUCAGACAUGGAAUCACAGAGAUAAUAAUUUAAGGGUCUUCAUCAUGAUGGCACGACUCCUCUUGCUGUUGCCUUUGUUGUCACUGCACCGUGUACUUGCCGCAUCCCACAACACUCCUGACUGUGUGUUGCUGCAGCCGAAUCCCAGCGAACCCGACGGAGCUCCGGUGGAGCUGGGCAAAGAGUUCACGGUCACCUGCCUCCUGCGCCCCCCCCUGAAGGCAGAUGACAUCGUCUGGGAAUACAACAACGGCCGGGCCCAAGUCGAGCUGCCCAAGCACCUCUAUAGGAAGAUCAAUGACACGGCGGGCACCAUCACUUUCAACGUGACCGAGGACAUGGCCAAGGACAAGUUCUUCACGUGCAGCGUCAAGAACGCAGACACGUUGCCCCAUAACAACUGCCGACUCCACAAAUGGGGGAUACUGCUCGAUAAAGGAUACCCACCGCAGGUGCCCACCGACGUGACAUGUGAGGCAUUGCAGGAGGGCAUCGUCAUGUCCAAUAAUGUGACGUGCAAGUGGAACCCAGGAAGCAGGGAUCCGAGGAUUCGCACCACCUACACGCUUUAUAUAGAAGUUUCGGGGCAAAAGUUUCACAGGCGUGCAACCCGCCACUCGGGCACAGUGGCACUGGAGGUCUUCCCCCACCACGAGGACAUGCGUAUUUGGGUUGAGGUUGUAAACGCGCUGGGGAAUGCUACUUCUGAGAUCAUUGAAGAGCCCGCAGAAAACACAAUCAAGACCAAUCCACCGGCAAAUGUGAAGAUUCCAGAACCAGCCUUUUCAAAGUCGCUGUUGGUCCAGUGGAAGCCUGCUAUCGCCCAAACCUAUGUGCGGCUGAAGUAUGAGAUCAGGUAUCGCGAGAGGGACUCACGCAGCUGGCAGAAGGUGCCCCAGGAGGACACGAAGGACAGCUUGGACUCCUUCCGGCUGCAGGGGCUGAAGCCUGACAUGGAGUAUGUGGUGGAGGUGCGCUGCAAGACCGAGGACGACCUGGGCUACUGGAGCGACUGGAGCAAGGCUGUCACCAAACGCACCACCGAGGACAGUCCGUCCUCAGCCCCUGACAUCUUGGUGAAGGCUGUUAGGUCCAGCGCAGAUGCCCCUGCCCUCGACGUCCAGCUCCUCCUCAAGAAACCAGUGGAUUCCAAUGGAAAGAUCCUUGCGUAUAACAUCACAAUUUUGGAGAAGGGCACUGUUAAACAGGUCCUUACGCUCCCUUAUCAAGCCCACCAGCCUUUCCAGACGUACGACUUCAAUGUACCAGUACAGAAAGACUUGGUCGCUUCUGUUCAAGUCACUGCCAACAACUCGGUUGGGGUGUCGCCCCUCGCAGAUAUGGCCGUUCCACUAACUGUUCGAGAGCUCCCCGCCGUGGAGGACCUGGUGGUGUACUCCCAGAACGACACGUUCCAGGUGGAGUGGAGCCACCCUGCCGGCCUCCAGGGCCCCGGCCUGCCCUCCGAGUACAUUGUGGAGUGGCGCUCCCUCCCAGAGGGGCAGUGGAACUGGCAGAGGGAACCGCGCAACGUCACCAAGACACACAUCAGAGGCAACGACUUACGGCCCUUCGUACCGUAUAACGUGACAGUGACCCCCAUCUACAAGCGACAGUAUCAAGAGACAUCGUCCCCCAACAUCAUUGUCAAACCGUCUGGAAACCCCAAGACAGUCACCUUGUAUCUUCGAGAGGGUGUGCCAGUAGCGGUGCCGGUGGUGGAUCUGGUGCGGACGUGGAAGCACAGUGCAGAGCUCAAGUGGACGGAGAUCCCCCUGGAGAAGAGACGCGGCUUCAUCAACAACUUCACCGUCUUCUACGAGAGCGAAGGCCAAGUCCUCUCGGAGACCGUGCCACCCAACGUGCACCGGCUGACGCUGACCAACUUGCAGAAGUACCAGUACUACACCAUCAGACUGGUGGCCUCUACCGUGGCAGGGGCCAAAAGCAGCGACCCCUUCAACAUGAGGACCGCCCAAUACGAUCCGGGUGAGAUUGAGAUGAUUGUGGUGGCGGUGUGCUUUGGCUUCCUCUUCCUCACCAUGCUCACCCUCCGGAUCUGCUUCAAGAACAAAGAAACGCUCAAGAAGAAAUUCUGGCCCCAGGUGCCCGAUCCAUACAACAGCACAGUGGCUAAAUGGUCCCCAGACCUCUCAGCCAGGGCCAGCUCCCCUAAGGAGUCCCCGCUGGGCGACCUGAGCGUGGUGGAGGUGGACGUGUUUGAGCGGCGCUCGCUGUGCGGCGGCGGCGGCGGCGACAUGGACGACAAGGCCUCUCUGGCCGCCCUGAAGAAGGACAAGUACCUCUCGGAGGAGCACAGCAGCGGCAUCGGCGGCUCCUCCUGCAUGUCCUCGCCGCGCCAGAGCGUCUCCGACAGCGACGAGGCCGACUCGGGCCAGACCACCGGCAGCCUCGUGCAGUACUCCGCCGUGGUGGGCCAGUACAAGGGCCAGACGCCAGGAGGGGGCGCCGGCUCCAGCUCCUCGUCUUCUUCCUCUUCGUCGUCGGCAGCAGCAGCGUCCAACAACAACUCCUCCUCAUCAUCAUCUUCUUCGUCCUCCUCCUCCUCGGACGCGGCUGGCAUCAAUGGCAGUGGUAAUAGCACAGGCAUUGGCGCCAACAACGCCACCACUCCUGCCACCACCACCUCCAGCCAGGCCCACACCUUCGCCCGCUCCGAGUCCACCCAGCCCCUGCUGGAGUGCGAGGAGCAGCAGGAGGGCUCUGGUCCACACCACCACCACCAGCACCACCACCAGGGGGGCAGAGCUGGCUCCCUCUUCAGGCGGCAGCCCCACCACCUUGGGGACGUGGAGAGAGGCGAUGGGGGUGGCAGUGGGGGAUCCAUGAGGGGGCAGCACCCGUCGGAGCAGGAGGAGCAGGACUGCGGCUCGCUGGAGUUUUGCCCAGUGGAGGAUGCUUCGGAGCCCACACAGCUGCCCGCUGCUGCUACUUCCGGGGUGGCAGGGGCUGCUGACCACUUGCCCCUCAACCUGGGGCUGGGCAGACCGGCGUAUAUGCCCCAGCAGAGUGGAUACAGGCCUCAGUGACCUGACGGACCUGACCUGGGCUGCGUUUUCUCAACUGCGUCGUUGCCAACUUAAGUUUGCUAGCAACGUAGUACGUUGCCAAUGGUUGCCAAGUGAGUUGCUAACUGGCUAGCAACGAUGCUAACUAAAUGAGGCUAGUAACGUUGCUAACUUAAGACUGUUAGCAAUUUAGUGGGUGGCCCCAUGGGGAAUUGCAUUACAACCAAGUGAGCUGCUAACUGGUGGUUUGCGACAAUGCUUUCGAGAAACCUGGGCCUUGACCUGAACGGAAUGUGCACCUGACGUGACUGGUCCAUCAAGCGUAAUUACACAAACACAGAGUCAUACAGACACUCGAUGCCUUCAGUCAACUCUCUCUCACUCUGUCACACACACACACACACACACACACACACACACACACACACACACACACACACACACACACACACACACACACCUCUUACACAUCUAACGAUCAAAAUACAUGACAUAACGGGUUCGGGUGGGGGGGUUGCUUAUACAGUAUGCCUCAGCAGAGUGGAUACAGGCCUCAGUGACCUGACGGUAAACUGUGGCCUGACCUGAGCUGAACUGAACUGAACUGAAGAGAUUGCACCUGACCCAGUCAUCACUCAGCGGUCAUACUUACACAAACCUACAGAUGCAGCCAGACACUUGAUGCCUUCAGUCCACACACAAUGACCAGAAGACAACACUUAAAAACACAUUAUUCACACAUUUCCCUACACAUGCAAACACACACUCGCACGCAAACAGAGUGAUAAAACCACAACAUUGACAUUGACACAUUAUCAAACACCCUAUCCCUCACACACACCCAGUGAUGUGAAUCAACACUCAACCCCCACUCUUAAUGUUACAAGGUAACACUCACAUGCUAUAUGUUCCCUGCGGCCCAAUAACAGUGGACAAAAGACUCAGUGAGGACAUCAACCACCUCCACAUCCACCAAUCAACUGUAGCCUUCCUCAUUGACAUUCCCAUGCCCACCUGCCUGUUGUUUUGAAGGUUCCUACUCCCCACCACACACACACACACACACACACACACACACACACACACACACACACACACGCAAAGUGCAAAACCGGUUAUGAACUGACAUCGGUGGUAUUUUAUCCCCUUGAGUAGGCUACAAUCAAUUUGAUUUGUUUUGUGUGUGUGUGUGUGCAUGUGUGUGUGUGUGUGUGUGUGUGUGUGUGUGUGUGUGUGUGUGUGUGUGUGUGUGUGUGUGUGUGUGUGUGUGUGUGUGUGUGUGUGUGUGUGUGUGUGUGUGUUUGCAGCGCUUGUCCACAGGCCAAUUAGCAGCUGCGUUUUUGCACUUCACCAGAAAGAAACGUGUAAGCUUUUUUUUUGAGGACUGACAAAUGAAGCAUAGACCCAUAUUUCUGUUUUUCAUGUGUGUGCAGUGUUCUUCCUUGGUCAAAAGAAGUCAUGUCGCUGUGCCUUUGGGCCUUUUUACGCCAGACGUGCCACCGGACUGAAGCGAUUUUUACCGGCAACGGUGAAAACGCAUGGAAACAGAUUAGAUCUUCCACACCACGACAAUGGCGGUAGUCGGGCGGUAGCGGCACGGCAGACGGUUCAUUGACGCGCUGCAGUCGGAAAAUCCAACUCGAGCGGAAUUGUAACGGCGGCCUCUGGCGGUGUCUCAUUGAAAUGAAUGGCAAAGUAGCCAUAUGCAGGUGGGGGGUUUGAACAGAACUGGCCGCGCAUGUCGGCGCGAUCAGUGUUAAAGGCUGAGCAGAAAGCACUGCCUGUGACUGGGUGGAAAGACAGCCGUCUUCUGGCUGCCGCCACCAUGCCACACUCUGGUGUGUCACUGGCCUUUGUGAGUCAUUCAGCUGCCACAUCAAAGCAAAACCAACAAAAACUGCGAGCAAGGAGUCUGCCCAAGUCCUUUAUCCACUUCGUCCAAUUCACACACAACUGUUAAUUGUACCAGCAUGUACACUGCAGCCGUGACAGAACCGUACAUGCACACCUUUUUGAAGUCAGCCAAGUGACGCUUGCUUGGCAUCCUGCCAUUUGGAUGGACUGAAACCAGUGUUGCAAGAACAUUUUGCUCGCCGCAAACUUUUUGUUUUCUUUUUUUUAAAGUUCCAAGUGAAUGAUUUCUCUUCCGUGAGUUUUCAUGGAAGACCUUUCAAUGGAUGACAUGUUGCUGAUACAUGCAAAAGAAUGCAAUGCAGUUGUAUUUGAAUCUGUGUUACUACUUGGGUCGUUACUGAGGUAUGGGCGGUGUGGGGGGUUGGGGAAAAUAUUUUGGUGUAGAGUUCUUGCACACCUCCAUUGGUCAGGUGCGUCGGGAGGGGAACCCCUGGGUCACCCAUUUUAGAGACAAGAAAGCUCCCGCAUACACUGUCUACAUUUGCAAAGUUUAAUGGCAAUGUUUUGGUCUGUUGACCCUCUUCAAGCAAUUCAACAUUUAAAGGUGGGGUUGCAGGUUAACCAUUUUAAGAAUAUGUACUAUUAUGACAUCACGUUGGGGGUUCCGCAGUCUAUGUAGAACCUUAGAAUCCUGAGGGAGUUCCCCCAACGUGAUGUCAUACCUGCAACACCAACUAGACAGAAACGUCGCUAUUAAACACUACAAAUGCAGACAGUGUGUGCAGCAGCUGUCUUGUCUCUAAGGGGACAAACAGCUCUGUUGUCUCAGGCCAGGGGAAAGGCGUGGGACCCCACUACGUUGUAUGUAUUGGGAAGGGGGCCCUUUCAGAUGAUUUUGUCCCGGGCCUAGUAAAAGCUGUCAGCGGCCGUGCUGUCAGGUGUGCGUUCAUUUGUUCGAUUACAAAUCAUGUGAAUGUAGUAUAGGUCAGUAUGCUACUACAACUACUACUACUAUUGCCCAUGUGAACAUAGGCAUACCAUUUUAAUCAAAUGCAUAUAUGUAUUUCAAGUGUACCAUAUUGUAUUAGUGUAUAGUAGCUGUUUUUUGAGUGUAUUUCUUAGCUAGCCUUAUUGUGAGCAUAAUUUUAUUGAUUGAUUUUUUUAUGCUUUAGUUUGCACAUUUUUUAACCAACAUAACCAGAGGUCAAAACCUCAUGUCUAAAAACAUACUUAAAAAGUUACGUGUGUGUGCGUGAGAGAGUGUGAGCGUACAUACAAGUGGGUGCACGCGUGUCUAGUAAGGCAAAUCCCUUGCCAACCAAAGAUGACCUAAUUCUGAAGUAUGCUCUUUGGAACAUGAUCUGUUCCGAUGCGUCAUAUAUCAUGGAUGGGAUUGUUUAAUUCAAUAGGACAGUUCAUUUAUACGUAGGUCAGAAGGUUUCACCUCCUAAUGUGACUGACAUUUGUGUUUGUCAGUAAGCGUCACCAAUCAUGUGCCUGUUUUGUUGUUGUUUUGUUCAUUUUGUUUUGUUUGUUUGUUUAUUUCUAUGUACUAUUUACUUCCCUCAUCCACUACAUGUAUCAUAAAGUCGCCAAAGGCAAGGAAGCUACAUUGCUCUUGCUUCUGUGUUCUGCAUGCCCUUUUUGGACCAUGCGUCCACCAAACUGAGACAUCCACCUAAAACGCUUACAGUGCUCACCUGCAAUAAAACGAGUAAUUAAAAAGA
This is a messenger RNA of Engraulis encrasicolus (European anchovy), 6742 nucleotides long. It is a transcript of the gene il6st, whose product is annotated as interleukin 6 cytokine family signal transduce. Gene Ontology annotation, biological process: cytokine-mediated signaling pathway. The transcript has 16 exons. The record is from RefSeq and is a predicted model, not a curated record. NCBI's taxonomy places the organism in Eukaryota, Metazoa, Chordata, Actinopteri, Clupeiformes, Engraulidae. The coding region runs from base 177 to 3182 and encodes 1001 amino acids. Gene Ontology annotation, molecular function: cytokine receptor activity; cytokine binding. Gene Ontology annotation, cellular component: external side of plasma membrane; signaling receptor complex.